Molecule: messenger RNA, 837 nt
Organism: Cryptococcus deneoformans JEC21
Lineage: Eukaryota; Fungi; Basidiomycota; Tremellomycetes; Tremellales; Cryptococcaceae
Exons: 8
Coding region: 200-805 (201 amino acids)
Biological process (GO): rRNA processing; ribosomal large subunit assembly
Cellular component (GO): nucleus
Molecular function (GO): nucleic acid binding; exonuclease activity
Source: RefSeq, a predicted model, not a curated record
CGUCCUGCUUGCCGUUCUUUGCGACUCUUGCCAAAAACAGACACACUCUGUCAGAGUGCAGUAGUGUCCAAAGAUCCAAAAGUGGGGGGUGAAACUCGCAGCCAAAAAAAAAAGCCCAAUUGUAUUGGUUUCGCCUGCCAGCACCCAUUAUUACUUCACCAUCGCAUUACGACCUUGGCUCUUAACGGGACAGUCGGCAAUGGCAGCCCCCAGCAAUAGUUCCAGGUUCCCUCCAUUGGAAAAGUAUGUCGCCCUUGACUGCGAAAUGGUUCAGUUAAGAAACUGCAUGGGUUUGGCAAAAAUUGGGAUUGUGGAUGCAUACGGAAAUGUCUUGAUGGAGUCAUUUGUCAGACAUCAUCCUGCAAAUGUCGUGAACUAUGUCACUCGAAAGAGUGGAAUAAGACCACAAGAUCUUGUUGGAGCGCCGACGUAUGAGCAAAUCCAGCCCCAAAUUAUAGAGCUCAUCAAGGAUAAGAUCGUUAUCGGCCACACUCUAUUCAAUGACCUUGCCGUGAUUGGACAUCGACAUCAAUACGAGAUGAUGCGUGAUACCGCACUCUACUACCCGCUGCGGACACUAGUCGGUGUCAGGAGUGAAGGCGUCUGGCCCAGUUUGAGAAAGCUGGCUGCAGCCGUGUUGAAUAUGGAGAUGCACGCUGCAGGAACCGCGCACGAUCCAGUGGAAGACGCUAGGAUGACUAUGGCGAUUUUCAUGACGGUCAGAGAAGAAUAUGAAGACGCGUUGUGGCGAGGCAAAGAUGUUGUUGCCUGUCUUCCCGAACGAUACGUAUCCUGCUACUGGUAACUGUUGUACAUAUACAUCAAGGGUUUUUUUUU